Molecule: messenger RNA, 5054 nt
Organism: Gasterosteus aculeatus aculeatus (three-spined stickleback)
Lineage: Eukaryota; Metazoa; Chordata; Actinopteri; Perciformes; Gasterosteidae
Product: low-density lipoprotein receptor class A domain-containing protein 3-like
Biological process (GO): receptor-mediated endocytosis
Cellular component (GO): plasma membrane; apical plasma membrane; signaling receptor complex
Molecular function (GO): protein binding; hormone binding
Source: RefSeq, a predicted model, not a curated record
GAAGAAGACCGGGGGAGGAGGAGGAGAAAGGGGGCGAAAGGAGACCGUAGGAUGUGGAUCUGGUACCUUCUGCUUGGUUCGGGGUCCGGCUCGAGAACAGUUGAGAGCCAGCUUCUCCCGGGGAACAACUUCACCACGGAGUGCAACAUCCCGGGAAACUUCAUGUGCGGCAACGGGAAGUGUGUCCUGGGUGGGUGGCAGUGUGAUGGAUUCCCCGACUGCUUUGACAUGAGCGACGAGAAAGGCUGCCCUAAGGUCAAGUCAAAGUGUGCCCCGGCGUUCUUUGCCUGCACCAACGGCGUCCAUUGCAUCAUCGGACGCUUCCGCUGUAACGGCUUCAGCGACUGUCCUGACGGAAGUGACGAGGAGAACUGCACUGGUAACCCGUUGGUGUGCUUGGAGGCUCGCUUCAAGUGUCGAAAUGGCCACUGUGUAGACCGCAGCUUCCUGUGUAACGGCCAGGACAACUGCCGGGACAACAGCGACGAAGAGCGCUGCCUGACUACUGCAGAAGCCCCGGGGAAGGACUUUGUGACACUGGACUAUCGCAUGCGCUACCACCCGAGCAUCACCUACGCCGUCAUCGGCAGUGCCGUUAUCUUCGUCCUGGUGGUGGCGUUGCUGGCGCUGGUGCUCCAUCACCAGAGGAAGCGGAGCGUCCUGCUGCCCAGAGGUGUAAGAGGAAGCACGCACCACCACCACCAGCCCCUGCUGCUCUCCCAUCUGGUCAUUUUGGACCGGGGCCACGGCCACGCCGGCGGUCCCGGUCUCUCCCCCGGGUCGCCCAGCGGGGGGGUCCAGUACAACUCAACUCCUCAAACACUGCAGCUGCUCUCUGGGAGUCUUUAUCCCUCCAGACUCUCCGUGGACUCCCCUCCGUUAUACGCACAAGCUGUUCUGGAUGUCAGUCGGCCUCCCUGGUUUGAUCUCCCUCCUCCUCCAUACAUCUCCGACGCGGAGCUUUCAUCAGAGGGCGAGCUCCCUCAAUAUGAGGGCCCACAAGACCCUUUGAGCUACACCAGAGUGCAACCCGCAGCCCCCUCCAGACCCAGAACUGAAGCCUCGGGCCCGGAGCCAAACUCCAGCUACAGGGAGGAGUCGGACCAGCUGUAGCGUCGCUCUGUCAGAAAGAGACUGAAGGACUGACGGACCAGGCUACAGGGCCACGAGGCCAGGACAGCCUGCAGAAAAGACCCGACGAAGCCACCAGGACUAAGAAACUGUCUGAUAGUGUCCUUCGCUGCACCAGCGCAUCCUGCUGGAUCAGGUGUCACCAACCCAGUGCCGCGGGCACCAGGUAGCCCGCAAGGACCAUAUGAGGUGCCCGCAGGCUUGUUCUAAAAAUAGCACAACUAGUGAGCGGUCUGAAAAAAAAAAAUUCAUUUUAAAAUAAAUUAUUCUUUUAAUCACACUUGCAUUUAUAUGUACAUGAAAAUGAGAAGAUAUUUAAAAUACAAUAAUUAAAAAUAUUUGUAUAAUACAUGAAAGUUUUGAUAAUUUAGUCGAACUCUGACCUAUUCUAGUUCAAAGGUGAGUGCGGGAACAGCAAUGAUGCGGAGCUGAACGCACAUUCUUACCCCAAAAAACAUGGCAGAAAAAAGGUAGAGAACUUUAAUUUUCACAGUGAAUGGGAGGAAGAAUUCUUUUUUACAAGUGUGAAAGAAAACUGCGUUUGUCUCAUUUGCGGAGCGACUGUGGCGACGGCAAAGCGGCACAACGUGGAGAGACACUUCGCUACACACAAAAGCUACCAAGCUAACUACCCCGCGGGAAGCGCGCUGCGGGCAGAAAAAGCCUGUGAGCUAAAGGCAGCUUUGGGAAAGCAGCAGUCUUUUUUCACAAAGCCGGCAAAGAACUCCCAAAAAGCAACCCAAGCCUCGUUUAGAGCUGCACAUCUCCUGAUAAAGAAGAAGAAGGCCUUUUUAGAAGGAGAAGUUUUCAAAGAAGCAAUGAUGAUUAUUGCCAACACCGUACUUAAAGACGAGAAAAAUGGAACCGAUUUAAUCUCCACUCUCUCCGAUCCAACUGGGAGCAUCGACGAUGACUCGACGGGUGUCAGCUACGUCCACUAACCUGGCCGAGCAGCUGGACCGGGAUGUGGCACGUGCAGGUGGUUUAGCGUACAGUGCGACGAGUCCGUGGACAACAGCAGUACAGCGCAGCUGUCAGUCUUUAUCCGGAUGGUGUUUGAAGAUUUCCCCACAAAAGAAGAACUCCUGGCACUCCUGCCCUUAAAGACAACUAUGAGGGGAGUUGACGUUUACAAGGGGGUGAAGGAGUUUUUCGUACAGAAAAAGGUACCACUGGAAAAGCUAGUAGCGGUGACUACAGACGGAGCUCCUGCUAUGAUCGGCCGUGCAGGUUUCAUCGUGCACUGUAAAGGUGACCCAGACUUCCCAAAACGUCUGCAUUACCACUGCAUCAUUCACCAGCAGGCGUUAUGUGCAAAAGUGAUCGGCUUUGAGCACGUGAAGACUCCCGUUGUGAAAAUCAUCAACAGCAUUCGCUCCAAAGCAAAACAGCACAGGAUAUUCAAGGUGCUAUUGGAGGAGAUGUCAGCAGAAUAUGGGGACCUGUUGCUACACACAGAAAUCCGAUGGCUGAGCAGAGGACGAGUUUUGCUUCGUGUCACUUUUGGGUGAAAUCAAGGAGUUCAUGCAGUCCAAAGGGGAAGACGUCUCGCUGCUAGAGGACACAGAGUGGACACUUGACCUUGCAUUACUAACGGACAUCACUGGGAAACUAAACUACUUGAACUGCGAGCUGCAAGGAAUAGGUAAGACUGUUGUUGACAUGAUAAGCGCUUUAAAUGCAUUUCAAGCCAAGAUGAACAUUUUCUCUGUGCAUUUACAGAGAAAAAAAAUGCUGCACUUUCCCUCUGUGCGAUCGGUGCUAAAAGACAAUGCUUCUGCAUCUGAGGAAAUGGACAAAGUUGCAGAAAAGUACUGUCAAGUCAUAAACAGACUUGGACAAGGAUAGGUUUUGUGACCUUAAUCAGCUUGAGCCAUGUGUCUCAUUCAUCUCCAAUCCUUUCAUGAACAAGGACAUAACUGACAUUGCUGAGCAACUAAGUGCAACGUUCAACUUGGAUGCUGCACAGGUGGAGAUUGAAAUUGUAACAUUGCAAAAUGACCUGCACCUCAAAGCCCACCAGGCUGCACCAAACUUUUGGAGCCUUGUUGACACAGAAAAGUACAGUGGUGUAAGCACAGCAGCUAUGAAGGUUGCCGGCCUGUUUGGUUCAACCUAUCUCUGUGAAUCAGCAUUUUCUGACAUGAACGUCAUCAAGAACAAACACAGAACCCGCCUCACACCUGCAAGACUCACUCAGAGUUGCAGUGUCAAGUUACACACCAGACUACAAUACACUGGUGAACAGCAUGCAAUGCCAGUCUUCCCACUAACAAAGAAACAGAUACCAUGUGAUGUCAGUUGCAAAGCUGAAUCAAAAUAGGAUAUACUGUCUUCAAUUUAAUAGGGUUAGUGAAAUGUAACAGAUAUCAUUUUGUAAAAAUUCAGCAGACUUUGUCAUUAGUUCAACAUGUGAUUAGAUGUAUUUGAAAAUAUGUAAGUUGAUUUUUCUUAAACAUUACAUAAUUGAUAACUUUUUCAAACAAGGUGCAAUACAUAAGUAAUGAUUUGUUAAAAGGGUUUGUCACUAGCAAGUGAAAUAAAAAGAUUUUUCACAUGAAAUGUUGUGGAUUUAAAUUCGGAAAAUGGUGUUCAAUAGAGUAUUCAUGAAAUGUAAAAGAUUAUUUUGUAAAAUGAUUAGUGUCUUCACAUAGAUGAGUAUCAUUAAUCAUUAAUAAUAUAUAACUAAAGGCAAACAGAGCAACUUUGUUAUUUCAUGAGAGUGUAUCAAAAUGGGUGCCCUUAGUAUGACUCAGUAUCCAUGAAGUAGCCCUCAGGUUCAAAAAGGUUGGUGACCCCUGUGCUGGACUGAUCUUCUGCGUUGGCUCCCCCUAGUGGGGGCUCGGCUGCACAUGCAUCAACAUUAGUUCGACAUCUAUGGUGUUUUCCAUCGUGGGAUGUUGGUUGCGUUCAUAAUUAGGUAUAAAAAUGAUGUACUGUCAUUUUUAUGUAUGUACUGUGAGAAAUACGGGCUAUAUUUGAUGAUUUUCAAUCAUUUAGCGACAUGUUGAAGCCUUGUUCUUAUAAAAGUUGAUUCCAUGUUCGGAGUAAAUAUAAAGCAAUUGAAUGCAGUAGUGUGUUUUGAUUUCUCAUUUCUCAACAGUUAGAAUCUUUUUUUCCAGUGUUGAUGUGAACAGCGACCCGAUAAUAUGUCUACAGUGGACUUGUAGUAAACACAUAGUUACUUAGAGUUUUUUCAAAGUUAUUUUGAAAGAUAUGAGAAAUAUUUCUAGAUGAGAAGUGGAAGUCUUUUUUAGAAAAAAACCUACAAAUUCAGCAAUUCUGUAUGUCAUUAAUGUUGAAAUAAUGUAGAAAUGAUGUGUAUAUCUAUGUGUAUAUAUACAUAUCUGUAUAUAUAUAUAGUAAGUUACAUCAUUCCUCUGAGCAGAGAUUCACGUGUCUUUUUCAGUUUGAAGACCAAUUAUGUUUUAUGGAGACACAAAAAGAUAUGUAAAAACUUUUGUAUGUAAAAAGAUUUAUUUUUGGGCACAGAUUUUGAACAUUUAAAGACAGUAGCCUGGUAAGCUCACAUGACAACAUUCAUUUUAAGAAUAUUGUCUCUUUAAUAAGUUUUUUUAUCUCAAAAAGUAUUGGUAUAUCAUCUUGUCUGAUGACGGUAUUAUACAAUGACCAUCCAAGCAUAUCGGAAGGAUCUGUGUUUAUAAAUCUGAUGUCAUCUUCAAACACUGUAAACAGAAGGUGAGAGAAGUAUAGAAAUUUUAAAAAAAAGUCUUUACAGUGAGACACGUGUAAUGUCCCCUUGUUUCGAAUAUUUCUGUUGCUUCAGAGACAGAUGUAAAUAAUAAACCAAAAGCUAAUCAUCAUUAUUAACAUUCACAUGGAACCCUCCAAAGGAACCAUCAUGCAUCCCACCAACUGCCUGUAUCUUUAUUAAAUUAAAAUGCAUGUUAUCUGAUAUAGUA